This is a messenger RNA of Rhea pennata, 2310 nucleotides long. Its product is annotated as disintegrin and metalloproteinase domain-containing protein 32-like. The coding region runs from base 1 to 2091 and encodes 696 amino acids. The record is from RefSeq and is a predicted model, not a curated record. Lineage: Eukaryota; Metazoa; Chordata; Aves; Rheiformes; Rheidae. Gene Ontology annotation, biological process: proteolysis; binding of sperm to zona pellucida; cell adhesion. The transcript is spliced from 19 exons. Gene Ontology annotation, cellular component: plasma membrane. Gene Ontology annotation, molecular function: metalloendopeptidase activity.
AUGCGGGCGGCGCUGCGGCCGCGGCUCUGGCUGUGGCUGCUGGCCGUGCAGGCGGCCGGGCGCGCCCGGGCCUACGUCGUCCCCAUCGAGGGGACCCCCCGCACCAUCCUCCUGCGGCAGCAAGUGUUUUUGCCCAACGAUCUCAGGAUUUAUACUGAUGGCCGAGGGGGGAUUGUGAAGUCCGAACUUGUGCGUAUCAAGCGUGAUUGCUUCUAUGAAGGCUAUGUGGAAGGUUUCCCGGGUUCCCUCGUGGCACUUAGCACCUGCUCUGGACUGAGUGGGAUUCUGCAGCUAGCAAAUGCCACCUAUGGAAUCGAGCCUCUGGACGCUGCACCAGGAUAUCAGCAUCUCAUUUAUCCAAUGAGGAAUGAAAAUAUAGAGAAUCAGCUUUUUGUAGAAAACAGCUCCCUUGCCCAGCCUCAGGAGAUUUCACAGAAGCUGAAUGCUGGAAUGCGAAAUAAGCACGCUGUCACUAGAUCCCCUCGUUAUCUGGAAGUGCAUGCAAUUUUGGACAAGGCUUUGUAUGACUACAUGGGCGCAGACAAGGAUGCUGUGACUGACAAGAUAGUGCAGCUUUUCAGCUAUGUGAACAGUAUGUUCACUCACCUUAAUCUCACAAUAGUAUUGACUUCCCUGGAGUUUUGGACGGAAAAGAAUAAAAUCCCUACCACAGGAGAUGCUGAGGAGUUACUGCAGAGGUUUUUGCAGUGGAAGAAUACGCAUCGUGUCUUGCGGCUACAGGACAUAACAUACUUAUUUGUUUACAGGGAGCAGCCCCGUUACGUGGGGGCAUCUUCUGCGAGAAGGCUGUGCCUCAAGAACUAUGCUGGAGGGGUUGCCUUGUACCGAAGAGCUAUGACGCUGGAGACAUUUUCGGUGAUCCUCGCACAGCUGCUAGGGCUGAGCCUGGGAAUAGGCUAUGACAAUUCCAGGAGCUGCCACUGCGCGGGAGCCACCUGCCUAAUGCAGAGCAAUGCAGCACGCUCGACUGGUACGAAAGCCUUCAGCAGCUGCAGCAUAAGAGACUUUCAGCAUUUUCUCACCACUGGAGAAGGGCAAUGUCUUUGGAAUAAGCCAAUUAUGGAUAUAUCAUAUAAAGCUCCCGUGUGCGGCAAUAAAGUGGUGGAGCCAGGAGAGGCUUGUGACUGUGGUUCAGCGGAGGAAUGUCAGCAUGAUCAGUGCUGUACAGUUGGAUGCAAAACUAAGAAAGGGGUCGAAUGCCUGUCUGGACCAUGCUGCUGGAGAUGCCAGUUUCUGAAGAGAGGUACGUUAUGCAGAACCAGCCCUGAGGAUGAGUGCGAACUGAAAGAGUAUUGCAACGGUACCUCUGGGCAGUGCACACCGAACUUCUGGGUCAUGGACGGGCACCCCUGCAACAAGAGGAGCGCCUUUUGUUACAAAGGAGUUUGCCAGAUGGCCGACAAGCAGUGUCAGAAGAUCUUUGGGAAAGGUGCCAGAAAUGGGCCCUUGGCCUGUUACGAAGAAAUUAAUGGUCAAAGGGACAGAAUGGGACACUGUGGCUCCGAUGGGAGUGGUUACCGGAGUUGCGCAUGGAAGGAUCUCCGAUGUGGGAAGCUCAUUUGUGAAUAUCCAGGUCAUAAGCCAUUUACUAAGGAGAAAGCAGCAGUCAUUUAUGCACGGGUGCAGAAUUCGUUGUGUGUGACAUUAGACUACAUGAAGUCUCCCACGGAGAAGGACCCGAUGCUGGUGAACGACGGCACUGUCUGCGAUGACCACAUGAUCUGCAUGAACCAGAAGUGUGUGCCUGCUACCGUCUUGAACUACAAGUGUGAAAUAAAGACGAAAUGCCACAAUCGCGGCGUAUGCAAUAACAAAGGGCACUGUCAUUGCCAUCCCGGUUGGAAGCCACCCACCUGCCAAGAGAAGGCAAGCACGAUGGGAGGAAGCACCGAGAGCCUGUUCAGAGGUGAUGAUGCAGUCAUCCCAAGCAAGAAUGUGCUGAGGAACUGGCUCCUUAUAAGUUUCUGCCUCUUUCUGCCCAUCCUCAUCGGGGCUGCUGCACUGGUAAUAAGGCGAAGCGAAUGGUGCGACUGCCACACUCCAGAGGAGUUGCCACGAGACGACGUGUAAUGAAGAAGCAGGGCUGCACAAGGUGAUUGGUCACGUGAAGCCUGGAUGUUUUCUGCAUUGCUCCCAAAAGGAAGAGAGUGAGUGGGACACACUGUGUUUGAGAUGUGUCCUGCUGGGCCAGGUCUGAGGCAUGGAAGCUAAGAGCCACGUGACCUCAGAGGACUGUGGCAGUCUGCUGAAGAGCUUGCUGUAAGUGCCCAUAGCUUGUGUUUGGUUCAA